UCCGUGGAGGCGUGAGCCAGGUCGGAGUGCGGAGCUGCGGCUCUUCCAGUUCUCGUUGGCUGAGAGGCUCCGUCUCGGCGGCCCCUUCUUCCUCCCGCCGCCCCCGCGUCCUCGCCGCCGGCCAUGGAGAACGGGGACGUGUACAACUCCACCACGGAGAACGUCCCGGCGCAGUCGGCCGGCCGGGGGCGCAGCCCCUGCACGUUCUCGCUGGCGCGGCCGACCCGACUGCGAGCCGGCUUGAAGCUGAUGGAGCUGAUGCUGUCUCUGGCAGCCUUUAUCAGUGAAGAGGUCGUGUCCCGCUGCACGAGUUGUGGAGGCCUUUACUUUUUUGAGUUUGUCAGCUGCAGCGCCUUCCUCCUGAGUCUGCUGGUGGUGAUUGUCUAUAGUACCAGUUUGUAUGACAGAGUGGAUGAAACAAAAGUGAAGAAGACGGACUGCUUUCUCACCCCGAUAAUUGGAGUGGUGUUUUUCAUAGCGUCCAUAGUCUUUGCUAUCACCAGUGACAGGACUUCACCUGAAAUUGCUGCGCUUGUAUUUGGAUUUCCAGCAGCCUUUAUGUUCCUAAUCGAUUUUUUUAUACUGAUGUGUGAAAGUCAACAGAGAACUCCAAGGAAAUCUGAAGCCCCCCCAACAACUCUUACCCAGCCACUGAAUGCUUAGGAGAAUGGUGAGAGAAGGCAGAGACCAGAGGAUAAAGAAGCCAAGUGGCGAGUGCUUAUAAAGAUGGAAUUCUACUCUAUUUAGACCAGCUCUCUGUGUCUACUCACUUCUGGGGCUUCAGGGGGAAGGAUGAGACACUUCAUCAAAGGUCUGGCCAGGUCACCUUUUCCCAACUACUGCCAACCUGUGUGCCUUAAUGAAAUUCUUUUUUACUAUUUUUUUCUUUGAAACCCACUGUCCAUCAAGUGAUGAGCCCCUCUGUGAUACUCUGACAAGACCUUUAACUGUUGGCUUCCAGGUGGCACCAUGUGGUCAUCUAAAUGUAUGAAAUGUUCAUCUUAUUGACACUUGCCUUAAUUUGCUUAUGUGAAUAUUUGAGAGAGAUGUAAAAAAAGAAAAACCUAACGUUGUCUUAUUGAAUAAUACUCAAAUUGAAAAGGGAGAAAGUGUUCUACUUUUCAGAUACAGGAGUCUCGCUUUUCUCAUUUUGUAUUUUAACUAGGUGUGAUUGUAGCUCAGCCUGGCUCUGAGGCUGGCUUUCUGACCAUCGUGGCUGCUGCAUUGGGUAUAAGUACUGUUUCUAUCAUUCUGUGAACAAAUACUGUUUCUAACCCUACUGAGUGAGGGGCUAUGUGUAUUUGCAUGAACAUGCUGGCCUAUCAGGUACCUAGAAGGGGGUGGUGUGGGAGAACGGAGUGAGGCAGAGAGACAGAGAGGAGACUUCGGAGGGAGAGGGGGAGGGCCGGCUGCUGGGUUUAUACGUGCAUCACAGUGACUUCCAUCUAGUUGUGACCCUGCACAGGGACAAGGCAACCCGGAAUGGGGGAGCAUUGCCUUCUUUCUUGUGGGCUUGGCUUCUUUCAGGUGAGUCUGGGAUGGUUUUCCUCACUGAGAAAGAACAUGGGUGUGAGCCCCGCUCUGAUGAGACUUCAUUGAAGUUAUCGAAUUGCUCCCUUUCGUUGGAAGAUUGUAUUGUGCUAUGAGAGAAAGGUCUGUGUCAUUAUGGGAUGUUCUGGAGCCUCUUUGGUUUUCUGUAUAAAACUGCUUCUUGUAACCCAUUUUCAUUCAUAUGUAAAUCUUCACUAUAAACAGAGAUUUUUCUUAUUAAUUCCUGUAGAUUCAUUUGUGACCUGUGCUAGGAUGCUUGUACUACUGAUUCCUCACCUGCUCACUGUUGCCUUAGCAUCUGGUAUUUCUUUGUGACAAAGGGACAACGGAACCUGGAGCGUUUGGCCUGCUUGUGCAUGUGCCGUAGCCAGUCACGCUUUUUAUCCCCCUGACAUCACCAUCACACACUGGUUUUCUCCUUGGGCCUUACUAAAGAUCCUGAGUGAGGUGCUGCCUGGUUUGCCGUCCCAGUUCUCACAGACAGCCCCUCAGGAUUGUAAUGGAAUUUAUUAAUUUGAUCAUUGACAAUGCUAUGCUAAGGUUUAGUAAAAAUGCAGCAAUUCAAACAGUUAAAGAAGAGAAUCCAGCUUUCCAGACCAGAGUCCAGAAUCCAGUU
This is a messenger RNA of Dromiciops gliroides (monito del monte), 2167 nucleotides long. RefSeq names its product CKLF like MARVEL transmembrane domain containing 6 (gene CMTM6). Bases 124 to 663 code for a protein of 179 amino acids. Gene Ontology annotation, cellular component: membrane. The transcript has 4 exons. Lineage: Eukaryota; Metazoa; Chordata; Mammalia; Microbiotheria; Microbiotheriidae. The record is from RefSeq and is a predicted model, not a curated record.